Paramecium primaurelia is the source of this 1570-nucleotide messenger RNA. The record is from the annotation of a GenBank genome assembly. Lineage: Eukaryota; Ciliophora; Oligohymenophorea; Peniculida; Parameciidae.
AUGGAAUAUUCACAAUUGAAAUAAACACAAUUUGGUCCUUAUGAAAUUAAAUAAGAUAAAAUAGGAUCUGGAAAUGCAGUCACUGUUUUUAAAGCACUUAACCUAGAUUGGAAUACCGAUUGUUGUGUUAAGAUAGUGGAUAAAAGUGAUUAGAGCUAAAUGAAACAAUAUCAAAUAGAGAAAUAAAUAUCAUCAGAGCUUAAAUGGGUAUUCCAUAAAAAUCUUGUCAGAAUAUAUGAUAUUUUUGAGAAAGACAAUUAUAUUUAUAUUUUUUAAGAACUUUGUGAUUAAGAUUUAGGACGAUAUAAAAAAUAAUUAGAUAGAGAACAAAUAUUGGAUUUAAUCAUUUAAGUGGCAUCUGGAUAUAUUUAAUUGAUGGAACGAAAUAUUAUGCAUAGAGAUAUAAAAUAAGACAACAUACUUAUAAAAAAAGAUAAAAAUGGAUAAAUAAUUUACAAGGUUCAUCUUAUUAUAUAUGAUUAGCUUGCUGAUUUUGGAUAGAGUAAAAAAUGUGAUGAAGAAUCUAACAGAAUUACGACAAAUAAUUAACAAGGCACUUUAUGUAAAUAGGCUCCAGAAAUUUAUGGAUCAGAUUAUAGUUAUUUAGCAGAUAUAUUUUCAGUAUUUAUAUUAUUUUUAUAAUUAGUUUGGGUUAGUAUUGUUAGAGUUAUAUUUAAAUAUUCAAAUAGAUAAAAAGUAGCACAUGAAUUGUCUCUUUGAUUACUUAAAAAAAAAAAGUUUCAUUUAAAUUAAAGAAAUGAAUGAUGAGAAUAAACAGUAAUUUGAAAAAAUAAAAAAUAUAUUUUAAUAUAACAAAGAUGAUGAAAUAAUUAAAAUAAUAGAUUAAUUAUUAAAGUACAAAAAAGAGGAUAGAAUCGGUUGGUAAAAUUUAUUAAAAAACGCUGAAAAUGUUAAAAAAAAUAUGAAUAAUUCUUAAGGAAAUAUACAAAAAAAAAUAAGUAAAUAAUUAUAGUAUUCGUCAAUAGCUUUGUAAGUUUAAUAACCAAAAGUUUCAAAUUUUUAGACUAAACAAACCCCUAAAAACUAAUAAUAAUAUCUUUGCUAAAUUAAGGGAAAUGGAAUAUAAAAUCAACCAUCAUCUAAUUUACCCUUAUAAUAUCCUCAACCAUAUUCAAAUUUACCAUAAUAAAUUCAUCAACCAUAAUCAAAUUUACCAUAAUAAAUUCAUCAACCAUAAUCAAAUUUACCAUAAUAAAUUCAUCAACCAUAUCCAAAUUUACCAUAAUAAAUUCAUCAACCAUAUCCAAAUUUACCAUAAUAAAUUCAUGAACCAUAAAAUCAUCGACUAUAAAAUAAUUAGCAAGUAGGCAAUAAUUUUUGUUAAACAAAAGGAUAAAUUACAGGUUUUUAAAAUAAGACUAUUAAAAUUUAAUAAAAUCAAUAAAUAAUUCCCCCAUAAAAUUAAUAACAUAAGGCCCUCUAUAAAAAUUAGACUUAAUAGUAAAUUUGCCGUUAGGGAACAAUUAAUCAUUACUCCGCUAUCAACAAUUAAUUUAUUCAAUAACCCUAGAAUUAAUAAUUUGUUUACAUUAAUUAUAGAGCCCAAUGA